Molecule: messenger RNA, 4831 nt
Organism: Eleginops maclovinus (Patagonian blennie)
Lineage: Eukaryota; Metazoa; Chordata; Actinopteri; Perciformes; Eleginopidae
Gene: atp2c1
Product: ATPase secretory pathway Ca2+ transporting 1
Exons: 27
Coding region: 117-2819 (900 amino acids)
Biological process (GO): intracellular calcium ion homeostasis; calcium ion transmembrane transport; manganese ion transport
Cellular component (GO): Golgi membrane; plasma membrane; endoplasmic reticulum
Molecular function (GO): P-type calcium transporter activity; ATP hydrolysis activity; ATP binding
Source: RefSeq, a predicted model, not a curated record
AGGCUGAGCAGAGCCUGAGAUCACCUGAGAGUACCUGAGGUCACCUGAGAGUACCUGAGAUCACCUGAGAGUACCUGAGGCUUUCCGAGAGACAACAAUUCAGUGAAGAUGAGACCAUGGUCCCAGUACUAACCUCCAGAAAGGCCAGUGAACUCCCCGUCAACGAAGUUGUGUGUGUCCUGCAGGCGGACCUGCAGGUGGGUCUGUUGGAGGAGGAGGUGAACCGGAGGAGAGCAUACCACGGCUGGAACGAGUUUGACAUCAGUGAGGAGGAGCCGCUAUGGAGGAAGUACAUCUCACAGUUCAAAGAUCCUCUCAUCAUGCUGCUUCUGGCGUCGGCCGUCAUCAGCAUCCUGAUGCGGCAGUUCGAUGACGCCAUCAGCAUCACUGUGGCCAUCAUCAUCGUGGUGACGGUCGCCUUCGUCCAGGAAUAUCGCUCAGAGAAGUCUCUAGAAGAACUCGGGAAGCUGGUUCCUCCAGAAUGUCACUGCAUCAGGGAGGGGAACCUGGAGCACCGUCUGGCCCGUGAGCUGGUUCCUGGAGACACCGUAUGUCUAUCGGUGGGGGAGAGGGUCCCGGCAGACCUGCGCCUCGUGGAGGCAACCGACUUGUCCGUGGAUGAGUCCAGUCUGACGGGGGAGACGUCGCCCUGCUCCAAGUCAACCCUCCCCCAGCCAGCCUCCUCCAACGGAGACAUCGCAUCCCGCAGCAACAUCGCCUUCAUGGGGACACUGGUGCGCUGCGGCCGGGCCAAGGGCAUCGUGAUCGGGACCGGAGAGAAUUCAGAGUUUGGGGAAGUUUUCAAGAUGAUGCAAGCAGAAGAGGCUCCUAAAACCCCGCUGCAGAAGAGCAUGGACCUGCUGGGGAAGCAGCUGUCGCUCUACUCCUUCGGCAUCAUUGGAGUGAUCAUGCUGGUGGGAUGGCUGCAGGGGAAGAGGAUCCUCGACAUGUUCACCAUCGGAGUCAGUCUGGCGGUGGCGGCGAUCCCUGAGGGAUUACCGAUCGUGGUGACGGUGACGCUGGCGCUCGGUGUGAUGCGCAUGGUGAAGAAGAGAGCCAUCAUCAAAAAACUCCCCAUCGUAGAGACGCUGGGCUGCUGUAACGUGAUCUGCUCAGACAAAACGGGAACUCUGACGAAGAACGAGAUGACGGUCAUUCAGCUGUUCACGUCGGACGGACUCCACGCCGAGGUGACAGGUGUGGGCUAUAACGGAGCCGGAGACGUGUUGGUGGACGGGGAAAUCAUCCAUGGCUUCUCCUGCCCCUCCGUCAGCAAGAUCGUGGAGGUUGGAUGUGUGUGUAACGACUCGGUCAUCAGGAAUCAGAAUUUGCUGGGACGACCGACGGAGGGAGCGCUCAUCGCCCUCGCCAUGAAGAUGGGUCUGGAGGGUUUGCAGCAGGACUUUGAGCGUGUGGAGGAGCUUCCCUUCUCCUCGGAGCAGAAGUGGAUGGCGGUGCGCUGCGUUCACCGCACGCUGCAGGAUAAGCCUGCAGUGUACUUCAUUAAGGGGGCCUACGAGCAGGUGAUCCGUCUCUGCAGCUGCUACAACAGCAGAGGCUCCACCCUCCCCCUGAACCACCAGCAGAGGGAGCUGUACCAGCAGCAGAUCAGCUACAUGGGCUCUGCAGGCCUCAGGGUGCUGGCGUUUGCGUCUGGCUCGGAGCUGGGCAGCCUGACCUUCCUGGGUCUGGUGGGCAUCAUCGACCCCCCGAGGUCGGGGGUCAAAGAGGCCAUCGGGAAGCUUAUCAACUCCGGGGUCGCCAUCAAGAUGAUCACCGGGGACUCGCAGGAGACCGCCGUGUCCAUCGCCAGUCGCCUGGGUCUGUACUCAAAAGGCUGCCGCUGUCUCUCCGGAGAUGAGGUGGAUCGCCUGGACCUGCAGCAGCUCUCCAGCGUCGUCUCCAGGAUAGCCGUGUUUUAUCGAGCCAGUCCCCGACACAAGCUGAAGAUCGUCAAGUCUCUGCAGAACAUCGGCGCCGUGGUGGCCAUGACGGGCGACGGCGUGAACGACGCCGUGGCGCUGAAAGCGGCCGACAUCGGCGUGGCGAUGGGUCGGACCGGCACCGACGUCUGCAAGGAGGCGGCCGACAUGAUCCUGGUGGACGACGACUUCCAGACCAUCAUGUCCGCCAUCGAGGAAGGAAAGGGGAUUUAUAACAACAUCAAAAACUUUGUGCGCUUCCAGCUGAGCACGAGCAUCGCUGCUCUGACGCUCAUCUCCUUGGCGACGCUGAUGAACUUCCCUAACCCGCUGAACGCCAUGCAGAUCCUGUGGAUCAACAUCAUCAUGGACGGCCCCCCCGCACAGAGUCUUGGCGUGGAACCGGUGGAUCAGGAUGUGAUCCGGCAGCCCCCCCGUAACGUGCGGGACAGCAUCCUGACGCGCAGCCUGCUCAGCAAAGUGCUGCUGUCAGCGCUCAUCAUCGUCUGCGGGACGCUCUUCGUCUUCUGGAGGGAGUUGCAGGACAACGUGAUCACUCCUCGAGACACGACGAUGACUUUCACCUGCUUCGUCUUCUUCGACAUGUUCAACGCGCUCAGUUCCCGCUCUCAGACUCGGUUGGUGUAUGAGCUGGGUUUUUGCAGUAACAGGACGUUCUGUUUCUCGGUCCUGGGCUCCAUCAUGGGUCAGCUGCUCGUCAUCUAUUUCCCCCCCCUGCAGAGCGUCUUCCAGACCGAGAGCCUCAGUAUCACAGACCUGCUGUUCCUGGUGAGCCUCACCUCCUCCGUGUGCGUCGUCUCCGAGGCCGUCAAGGUGUUGGAAAGGUGGAGGGGAGCCCCGAGGAGCCCCCCCUCCGACUGCUUCCACGAGGUAUGACCUCCUCCCCCGCUGACAGCAGGACCUAGAGGAGGAGGAGGAGGAGGAGGAGGAAGGAGCCUCACAAUUGAUGGCACUGACUAAAUCAAGUUUCCUGAUGUGAGGAGGAGGAGCUCUGGUCUGUGACUGGAGCAAGCUCCCAGCCUCGGGGGGGGGGAGGGGUUAGAUGUUGAGGACCUCAAAGUGUCCCCAGCACAUAGAAGCUGCCAGAUGCUAACCUGCAGAUGUUGGAGCAUUAAUUAGCAUAAAUGCAGACAGUAGCUAAAACAUGGUUUGAGGAUUCUGAAUCCAUUCCUGACAUCUACAGGAUCAGAAAGGGAUUCAGAAUCCUCAAUAUCCUCCAAAACCAUAGCUUUAGUUUUGCUAAUGAACGCAGCAUCUGCAGGUGAGCCUCCGGCAGCUUCUCUGAGCUGGAGACCGCUGCUCUACAUCUCUAUCAUAAACACUAUGGGGUCUUCCACAUCUCCCGGUUCCCAGCAGGACUCUAUGAACUGGUUAACGGACUGUCAGUGGACUGGACUUUUGUUAAACUGGGGGCAAGAUGGACGCUGCCCUGCACAGCUGGAGCCCCCCCCAUCGUGCUUUAGGACAGUCUCUUCUCCCCGAAGGACGGAGGAGACGUGCAGUUCUUCUUUUUUAAUCUUCAGAAGGUGUUGACCACUUCUCCACACUUCAUGCUCUCUGUUAUUCCUCUGUGGGGGGGUUAUGGGUGGAGGUGUAACGGCACUCACUCACGUCUCCGGCUCGCUGAAAUACUUCAUUGAGGUUCAAGUAAAUUCUGAAGCUCAUUCGACGUCAACAUUAUUUUAAUAAUAAUUAUUUAUGUUAGUCACACUUUUCAAUUGAAUGAUUCAUUUUCAUUCUGCAGUUAUUUAGUUUGACCAAAAUAAGUGUGAUGUUACUGGGAUGUCGUUUGUCCCGCGCUGAAGAUCGCUCAUUUGAUGAUGAGUAUUUAUUGUUAGCAGCCGGACUUCCUCUCUCUUCUGUUGACACCAAAACAACACAUUUAUAACUUUGAGAAUCAAACAAAAUCUAAAAGGGUAAAGCUCUCCAAUAGACGGGAUAUUAAUUAAUCAGGUUCAAAUAAAUUGACUUUUAUUUCAAGGUUUUCUUUCUAUAAUAUAUUUAGUUUUUGGACAAAAAUAGCUUUAUUAUGUUUAAGGAAAGGGGGGGGGGGGGUGUUUUUACAAUAGUAAAUAUCAUUAGAAUAAGAGAUCGACCCUCAGAUUGUUUUAUGUGAUUCAAACAUUAUUAUUAUUACACUAUUCUUCUGAUCCACUCCAUUUCAGUAGGGGGGUUUGUCGUCCCAUGCUGCAUCUUUAAAUCAACUUUCAUGAAAAUCUGUGUUUCCAGGAUCCGGCAGAAAAAGAGACAAAUGUACUAUUUUAUUAUUUCCUUUGGGUACGGACCAACAGAGGGGAAGUACAGGUGAAAAGUGACCAAAAGAUCAGAUAAAAAACCAGUGAAUUGGUAAUGGCCGUGUCGUUACACCUCCACUCCACGGGCUUGUUUUCUGUGAUCUGUGCUUGUUCUUCCUGAGCACACUGGUGUUUAUUUAAAUUUAAAUGGUAUUUGUACAGCUGAUGACAAAUGCUUUUUUUUGUCAUAUUUAAUAUAAAUAAAUAAAGUUCCUGUUGAAAAUCCUGACGCUAAAAUGUGGACUGAGGCCUCCAAACGCACUGCGCGGUGCGUUCAGGGUACAAACACGUCCUAGUAAAGAUGCGUGUUCUCAUCCUGUGCCUUAGAGACGUCAUUUUAAAUAUCUCCAAUAGAACAACCCUUUAAUCAGUGUCAGCACUUAAAGGAUUUCACAAGAGAACCCCCUCAAAAUAUUAAGAGGUUUAUUUACCAUUUUUAUUAAAUGUGGAUGUAUUCUUUUCUUCAUUGGGGGCUCUUCUCUUUAAAACGUGGUGCUUUCUGGGAAAUGUAGUUCUAGCCGUUGAAGAUUUAAUUUAUUUGGGGUUUUGGCCUGAAAACAUGAACACUAGAAAAUAAAAUAUAUUUUCACUCUG